Messenger RNA from Solanum lycopersicum (tomato), 654 nucleotides. The record is from RefSeq and is a predicted model, not a curated record. Lineage: Eukaryota; Viridiplantae; Streptophyta; Magnoliopsida; Solanales; Solanaceae.
AUGGCUCUCAAUUUCUUUCUGAAUGGAGAAGUUCUGUAUAGUUGGACUCCAGAUUUGGGUCUUUUAAGAUGUUUAGAUUCUUCUAAAGCUGUGAGGAUUAUUGAACAGAUACAUGUUGGAGUUUGCGGUAUGCACAUGAAUGGACUUACCUUGGCAAGAAAAGUUCUUCGAGCUGGUUAUUUCUGGAUGACCAUGGAGAACAACUGUUGCAAAUUCGUUCAAAAAUACCACAAAUGUCAAGUGCACGACGAUUUGAUACGGGUGCCACCUCACGAACACAAUGCUAUGAGCUCGCCUUGGCCAUUUGUAGCUUGGGGAAUGGAUGCCAUUGCCUCUUACAAGUCGUUAACCAAGAAAGUGGUGGCCGAUUUUGUCCCCAACAAUCUGAUAUGCAGAUUUGGAGUUCCUGAGUCCAUCAUUACUGUUAACGGUGCAAAUAUCCACAGUCACCUGAUGAAAGAGAUAUGUGAACAAUUUAAGAUUAUUCAUCAAAGGUCAACUGCUUAUCGCCCUCAAAUGAACGUAGUUUUAGAGGCCGCAUACAAGAAUAUCAAAAAGGUCUUGAGGAAAAUGACUGACAAAAAGCGAGAGAUGGAUGGUACUGUAUGGCCCAAGCCUAUCAACUCAGAUGCUGUCAAGAGAUACAACGCGUGA